Toxotes jaculatrix (banded archerfish) is the source of this 2934-nucleotide messenger RNA. RefSeq names its product kelch domain containing 4 (gene klhdc4). The record is from RefSeq and is a predicted model, not a curated record. The transcript is spliced from 13 exons. NCBI's taxonomy places the organism in Eukaryota, Metazoa, Chordata, Actinopteri, Toxotidae. Bases 113 to 1888 code for a protein of 591 amino acids. Gene Ontology annotation, molecular function: protein binding.
CCGUCGACAUGCGAGUUUGUUUGGAUUUUCAUGUGGCACCGACUUCAUUCAGAUCACUGAUUUUAAAAAAGCAUUAAAUCUAAAAGGUAAUUGUCAUUUCAUCACAGCUACAAUGGGGAAAAAAGGCAAGAAGGAAAAGAAGGUGAAGGGGGCGGAGAAAACCGCAGCGAAAAUGGAGAAAAAGGUUUCAAAGAGGUCUAAACGAGAAGAGGAAGACCUGGAGGCUCUGAUCGCUGAGUUUCAGAACCUGGAUGCUAAGAAGACCCAGGUUGUAGAGACAACGUGUCCACCUCCAUCAUCGAGGUUGAGCGCGUCUUUUUCUGCCCAUCCGGAGAAAGAUGAACUCAUCCUGUUUGGGGGAGAAUUCUUCAAUGGAAAGAAGACGUAUCUGUACAACGAUUUGUUUUUCUACAACAUCAAGAAGAACAGCUGGGUUAAAUCAGAGAUCCCCAACCCUCCUCCACCACGCUGCUCUCACCAGGCGGUGGUAGUCCCCCAGGGUGGGGGCCAGCUCUGGGUGUUCGGGGGAGAGUUUGCCUCUCCAAAUGGGGAACAGUUCUACCACUACAAGGACCUUUGGGUGCUGCACCUGGCUACACACACCUGGGAGAACAUCAAGGCGCCUGGUGGUCCGUCAGGUCGCAGUGGACACAGGAUGGUCCUCAGCAAGAGACAGCUGCUGGUGUUUGGAGGUUUCCAUGAGAGCACCAGGGAUUUUAUCUAUUACAAUGAUGUCUACUCUUUCUCCCUGGACACCUUCUCCUGGUCACGCCUUACUCCAUCAGGCUCCGCCCCCUCCCCGCGCUCCGCCUGUCAGAUGACCUCCACACCCGACGGCACGGGCGUCAUCGUCUACGGGGGAUACUCUAAAGUGAGAGUGAAGAAGGAUGUAGAGAAGGGGACCAUCCACUCUGACAUGUUUCUUCUGAAGCGAGAUGGUAAAGAUGGCCAAGAGAAGUGGUCAUGGUCCAGGUUGAACCCCUCGGGUAACAAACCCCCUCCUCGCUCUGGCUUCUCCCUGGCGGUGGGCCCAGCGGGGCGGGCGGUGUUGUUUGGCGGGGUUUGUGAUGAGGAAGAGGAGGAGACGUUGGAGGGUGACUUCUACAACGACCUGUACCUGUAUGACACAGUGAAGAACCGCUGGUUCCCCGGCCUGCUCAGGGGAAACAAGACAGAGAAGAAGAAACGACGAAGGGGGAAGAAGGGUGGAGCAGAGGGAGAGGGAGCAGAGAAGGAGGAGGAGGGGGAGGAGGCGGCAUCUCAAGGACCCACUGAGGUCAUCAAGGAGAUCGUCACCGAGGACGGCACAGUGAUGACCAUAAAGGAAGUGAUCCCUGGAGCCCAGGAGGAGGAGGAAGAAGAGGAGGAGGAGGAGGAAGAGGAGGAGGAUGAUGGUUCAGCCUCAGCUCCCCUGGUGGAGCCCUGCCCGAGGUCCAGCGCCAUGGCAACGGUGCGUCAGGGAAAACUCUACCUGUAUGGGGGGAUGUUUGAGGUUGGUGACCGCCAGUUCACCCUGAAUGACCUCUACUGCCUGGACCUCCACAAGAUGGACCAGUGGGAGACUCUGGUUGAAAUGGAUCCAAAGGCGCAGGAGUGGCUGGAAGAGUCUGAGUCAGAGAACGAUGAGGAGGAGGAGGAGGAGGAGGAGGAGGCAAAAGGAGCAGAAGGGGACGAAGAGGAGGAGGAGUCUGAAGAGGAAAGCGAGGACGAGGAAGAUGAAGGAGAGCACCCAGCAGUGCAGGAGGGGGAGACGGUGACUGAUUACCAGAUCCGUACAGAGCAGUACUGGAUAGGAGUGGCACGAGCUAACAUGGGCACAGACGCCAAGGACAAAAAGGUUGCCAAAGUUGCCCUCGCCAUGGCUAAAGUCUUCUAUGAAGACCAGUAGUGGAGACUCUGUGUGGCUUGAAUGUGUGUGUGUGUGUGUGUGUGUGUGUGUGUGUGUGUGUGUGUGUGUGCGCGAAGGUAAAGAGUUUUUUGUAAUUUUACUACAAAUAAUGCAGUAAUUCAAGUUCAACAAAACAUAAAACAUUUUAUUAUCGUCAACUGAUCCAAUGAAAUUUGAUUUCAUUAACUAUUUUUGAUCAGUGGGUACACCAGUACGUUGAAGGUGUUAUCACGGUUUUUCAAGAUCAGCGGUUUCAUUUUCAAUAAAAUAACCACUCACUGACUGCACUAAAUAAUGUCAUUUUUUACAUACUGCUGCUGUCAGUUUUGAGACCAGAGUGGUGAACCACAGGUCAUAUUAUCUCUUUGUAAAGUUGUGAUGGUUGCCAUGUCAGCAAACAGUGGCUACAGUUCACACAUCCAGCCGGUAAAGAGCAAUAUUAGCACUGGAGUCAUAAUUCUGGCCGCCUGAGGAAUUCAUGUCCAAUAAACACGAUACUUUUAGCUCUGUUCUAGUCUCCAACAUCUCCUGACACAAAUAUAUUUGCUCUUGUAAUUCUAAAUGCUCCACGCAAACUCCUGUUUGUUGUAUGGUAGGUAAUGUACUGUGGGUUUAUCAGAGAACAGCUGCAGCAGGUUGGUGAGAACUGUGAGAGUGAAUCAAAACAGUUGGGUCCCAAAAAAGCAAAACAUUAAGCUGAAAGACACUAAAACUCUCCAGUGGGGAGUAAAGGUGGGGAACAGUUUUCUGUGGGCUUGUCAUUAUGAGCAACGUCUUUCACGUUACACGUAGACAUUUGAUGCAUAGUUAUCAUAAAGAUAUUGAUUGGUGCAGCUUUGAAGUCCGUUGGGGUUUAAACAUGUUAUUUAUCUUGUUUAUGCCUCCAUGCACCCAAAAGGCGGCAUGUGUCCUGCUACAACAGGACGCUGCUCUCCACGUUACAACAAACACUGUCCUAUUAUAAUGAGCGCAGCUCAGAAAGUGGUAAUACAAAGUGAAGACAAAAUUGCUACGGAGCUUCUGAAGCUACAUCAGAAUAACUGGAG